Molecule: messenger RNA, 5687 nt
Organism: Gryllus bimaculatus (two-spotted cricket)
Lineage: Eukaryota; Metazoa; Arthropoda; Insecta; Orthoptera; Gryllidae
Source: the annotation of a GenBank genome assembly
AUGUCCGUGAGCAGCCCCGGCUUCUGCGCCAGCCCGCGCAGCCCCGCGCAGCCCGCGCCUCCGGCCGCGCAGCCCCGGCCGCGCCGCCCGGCGGUCCACUUCACGUUCGCCGCCAAGAGCCCCGCGCAGCCCGCGGCAGCCCAGGAGCCCCCGCGCCCACGUCCUCUGCGGAAGGAAUGUGGUGGAAUCUGCGAAGGCUGGCGGCUACUUCUCCUUCCGGCGCCGCCCUCGCCGGGCCGCGCGGCGGCGGCGGGCGGCGGCGUGGGCGGCGGGGGCGGCGGCGGGGGUGGGCGCGGAGCCGGCGCGCGGCCGCGCGGGGUGACCCGUGUCGCGCUGCCGCCGCUCCACCUCCGACUGACGGACCUGCAGGAGGGCGGGACGGCGGGGGCGGGGGCGCCGGGGGCGGUGCCGCCCCGCGCUCGCGCCCCUGCUCGCCCGCGCGCGCGCCGGCUCCGUGAAGGCGUCGCCCGGCGGCGGGCUGCCUUCCUGCGUGCGCGCCGCGGCAGCCGCGACUCCACGCGCGAGCCGUCGCGCGAGCCCUCCAACGAGGACAUCGGCCCGCUCAACUUCUCCGCCACGGCGCGCGGCCGCCAGCGCCGCACCUCCAACUUCCUCGAGCUGCCCGUUCUGCGAAGCUUGAAAUCAACAAUCAAGAAAAAAGCGCAUCGUACCAAGCAGACGAGCCUGAAAAACCGCAUCUAUUACAGCGAGGAAGAUGCAGGACUGGGAAGCACUCUAGUGGAAAAGCUAGCUAAGGUGCCCAGCUCGCUGCCACGCCUCUUAAAUCGCAGGCCGCCGCCGCCGGACGGGUGGACUUUCUGCACGCGGGGCGUUUCAUUAUCACCUCAGGCCAGCAGCUCCAUUCACACGCGAAUGUACGCGGCGCGGCAGCCGUCCACGCCGACUCGCAUCUACAGUCCCCGCCCCUUCUGUAAACGAGACCGAGACCUAGCGUGGGCCCUCCCGAAACGAGCCACCCCAGCUCCACAAACUGCAGGAUUCGUAUGCAACGGGCACCCGCCAGGGCAUAAAACCCAGCGACACGAACUAGCUGGCUGUCGGGCAGGCAGGCCCAGCCUCCUGCAGCCGCGCGGGUGGCCAGGGGCGGAGCAGAGCAGCCAGAGAUUAGAUAAGAUUAGGGCGGCGCAGCUGGGCUCCCGCGAUGCGGAUUCAAAGUCCAAGUCAUGCGAGAACCUGCACGUGCUGUAGCCCAACGGCCGGGCGCCGCCUGGAUCGGCUCGGCUCGGCUCUGAUCGGCGCGCUUCGGGUCGCCUCGGCGCGGAGAGGUGCGGCUCGUUGCGUCAAGGCAGGCUCGGCUCCUCUCGCCUCGACUCGGGCGGAGUCGACUUGGAUCGGAGCGAGUCGGUCAAGUCCGGCACGGGUCGCCCCGGACCGGUGCGCUGCAGCUCCCUCCGACAACCUCCAGGUAUCAGGAUCGACUCGGCGGGGGUGCCGUCUGAUCGGCUGAGCUGUAAGACGGCCGAGGCGCCGCCGCCGGGCGGGGCCCGCCGUCGCCCUGCCCGCCGACCGCCGCUCGGCUCGAGCCCGGUGGAGUCGUUUCAAGUCGGCCCUGCUCGGCGCGAGUCGCCAGGGACCGGCUCGGCGCGUCUUGGGUGGGCCCGGCAAAGCGUGCCCCUCCCGGGUUUCGCUAAGCGCGUGUGCCCUUCCCGCUUCCGAGACUCAACCGUCUCCCCGCCCCGUGCCCCACCGCCGCCGCCCCUGCUGCACAGUGAGUCUGCACCCGCCCCAUCCGCCGUCGCGCCUGACGACGAGUCGUUUCUGCUACAUGGCAUCCAGAGUCUGCUGGUUCUCUUGACGUUUGGUUUCAAAUGGUGGGAGAAACGCGAUGUUGUGGAGUCGUGCACUCACCACAGUACCUCAAAUGGGAUAGGAACUCCAAGAGGUCAUUCAGUGUGAAUUCUUGUGCUAGGCUCAGUAAAAGAGAGAAUGCUAAAAGCCACGGUCACGAAAAGAGAAUCUUUUUGCGAAAUAUUUUUUUUAGAAAGCAAGAGAAAGAGAUUUCCUGAUAAGUAAAAAUGUAGCACAAUGUAUUGUUUCCAGCGUUAAUCAUUCACAAAAACUGUUAAGAGGAGAGGGUACCGACUAUGUUAAACUUGCUACUAUUGAUGUACCUUUUAUACAAAAUAGUUAACUAGAACAUUUUGAUAAUUCAUACAAUUAAAUAUAACAUCUUUUUUAUUACUUUGGCAACUUUUGCCCUAAUUUUUUCAGCAUUUUUUGACAAACAUUAUUUUUUUAUUAUUGAAAAAUGUUUAUACAAAAAUGUCCGUUUAUCUCUAAAACUGUAAAUAAUAUAUCCUGUAAUUUUUAGUAAAUUAUAAAUAAUAGUUUAUGUGAAAAGUUACAUUAAUUACAAAAUCAGUACAUUUUCGGAAAACGCCCUUUGAAAAAAGUCUGUACUAGCCGCUACUCUACUAGAACAUUCUGCUCCGUAGUCUGGAUAAUUUCUUCACAGUAAAAUACUAAUGCUACCUUCGUCUGAAAAAGAACGUGUUUCAAUAACUUAUUAACAAUAGGCGUUUAAAAUUACGAACAUAUAGCAAUACUUGGGUGCAGUGUCAAUGAAAAGGGGGCGUUGCUCAUUCGCACUUAGACAUUUGAAUUAGAAUUGAAGGGUACUCCAGGCAUCCUUCAAGAAGAAAAAGGUUGAAAUAUUUGGAAAGAGAAAGAUUAUUUAUUUAGCUAAAAAACGAAAAUCGAUCAUUUGACCCACUUCAUGGUACCCUCUCCCCUUAAAGACAUUUUCAUGUCACUCAUGACUCGAAGCAACCGUGCAAUUUUCGAGAUUUAUUAGUAAAGUAUAAUGGAGGUUGGAUUAUUGCGACUUCAAAAACAUGGAUGCAUUUAUUCUCUAAAAAUAAUCGAAAUAUCUUACAAAAUCAAAAUAUUGCGUCCAAUAUUUUGUUGGAAAAGUUAUUUAGGUUUAUAUUAAUUUAUUUUACUUCGGCUCUUGACAUUUCUGUUAAGUCUGUUGUUGGUACCGUAAUAUUAUGUACUACUUAUGUGCUACCAAUUAGAAUUAUAUAAUAAUCAAUUCUACACUUGUAUUUGAUAAUAAUUGAAAGUUAUCUUGCAAUUCUCACUAAUAAACUGAUAAAAAUUCAUUUGAUUAUGUGAAAUUCUAAAGCUUCCUGAUAUUUAAUACAGAUAUUUAUUGAUUCAUGUCAUUAAGGGAAUGCGAAUAUUGUUUUUGCUAUCGACUUAAAAAUUAAUUAUUUAUCUUGCAAGUAAAUAAAUUUAAAAAAACAUAUAUGGCUAGUAACUUAUUGCGUGUGGAAUAUAAUGUGAAUGAAAUUAAAAUAAUAAGACUUCUGAAAGGUUUGCGAGCCUUUGAAGAAUACAAAAAUACUGGACAUUAUUAGGUGUUGUGUAGACCAAUAAAAGCAUCUCUCUUUCACCAACCUUCUACGAUACACCCGAAUUUUACAUUCCAAGAAACUACGUGAUCACGAAGGAAGUGAGUUUUGUAACGAGUUGUGGCUUUGGUAAAACAAUCAGUCAAACGGUAUGAAAAUGUAAUGUAAUAAUACUCUCUUUGUAGAAAAAAGUGCAUACACUUGUCAUUCAAUUUCAAGAUUUCUUGGCAAUAUGACAGUUAUCGUGACCAUCUAGUGUCUAAUCCUUUUAGAUAUGCAAUUAAAACAAUGUUAAUUGAAAAACCUGCAGUUUCAUAUUUUUUAAAUAAAUUCAUUUACUUGGGUAACCAGUAUUUUAAAAUUUGUUCACAUUAUUUCAGAUCAAAAACACUGGAAUAUAAUGUUGCAGGGAAAAUAAUAUUCUAUUAUAUAAGACAAAGCAAAAGACGAACUUUGUUUCUGAUAAAUAUUAAAGUUCUGAGACAUUGACCUUUGGCUUUACUCUUGACAUUCACUUAUUCUAACAUGGAGUUGGUAAAUGUAUAAAAAGCAACAGAAAAAAUAUUAAGUUUUACAAACACAGGUGGUUUUAGCAUUUGAUGCAACACUUCAUUAAAAAAACACAUAAUUUGUUGUAUAUUGUUUCAACUUUUAUGCUUUAUGCACUCAAACGUGGAUAAGUGGGAAACCUCUUACUAUGGUUGUUAUGUACCGAUAUUUUUAUACAAAUUAUUAAAAAUUACAUAUUAAUACAAACUAUUAUUGAAAAUGUAAAAUCUGUUUAACUGGAACCGCGUUUCAUCCAGAUUUGUCUAGGUGUUUGCCAACAGAGGACGUGUCAUUCUUUAAUUUCUCAAAAAAUUUAAAUUUUCCAAACUUUUGAAAUCAUUUCUAACUUUAUGUCAACAUUAACAUGCACCAUCCGAAUAUUCCGUAGAAACCUAGUAGAUAGAACGUGUCCGCAGAACUUUUAAUCUAAAGAAUGCACAUCCCAAAUGUUGCAACAAAAGUUAAUUCUUUACCGACGAGUGAAUGAUUAAAAGUACUGCGUGAAUGUGAUAAAUGCAAGAAGCAUAAAUAACUUUGUUAACCAUUUAAUGUGAUAAAAUCGACUCUUAUACUUAAAUGUUUUAUAUACAGUUUACGAGUAUUAAACUGUAUUUCACAACACGUUGCUUAUAAAUAAUUUUUCUUGUAAUGGAAUUGCACCCCAUCAAGCUAUUAUUCACAAUUAGAUCAUCUUUGUUAGAAAUAAAAUCUUAGCCCUUUUGAUCUACAAGUUUUGGCAUCCAUUAUAAGAGUACAAUAAAAUAUAUGUACAAUUAUGGCAAAAUAGAUGAAUUCCAAUAACAGUAAUACUGAGGCGUCGAUCAGCCAAAUUCUGAUUCUAUACCUAUUAGCAGUAGCUGUUUCUCAAGGCCGGAGAAAAGGACGAAUGAUCUCUCAUAUUGUCUUCUUUGGAAUUGAAUUUCCGAAUAAUAUUUUUGCUUUGAUAUAUCAACGAAAAUUGACAAUUUUGUAGUUCAGAGCUACCAGGCAAUUUACUUCUAACUAGUUUCAAUUGCGCGUGCUUUUUAAUCGACGUGAAAACUCCAAAAUCGCUUUGAGGACCAAAUCGCAUCACUUCUUCCUCUCGUGUAGUAAUAGUGCCUAUCACAGAGCCCUGCAGCGGCCAGAAAUAUUUUCUAAUGCUACUCCAGGUCCUGAGUGAGAAGUUCCGCUUGUAAACCGCCACCAUUUGCCGCUUAUUUGAAUCAAAAUUUGGCUGCUGAGCGCCCACAAUGACCGCGUGUCAUGACCAACCCCAUGGCCUGGGGGAAGGCAGUUGCGGGUAUUCUCAUCUCACCCUGUGGAAUUGUCAUGAGCCAUGGGCCUGGAAGAAGGCAGCUUGGGGUAAUUUCAUCGCGUCUCACUCUGUGGAAACGUCAUGGGCCAUAGGCCUGGAGGAUGGCAGCUGGGGGUAAUCUUAUCUCAUUGUGUGGAAUCGUCAUGAGUCAAGGGCCUGGAAGAAGGCAGCUUGGAGUAAUCGCAUCUUAUCUCACUCUGUGGAAGCGCCAUGAACCAUGGGCCUGGAAGAUGGCAGCUGGGGGUAAUCUCAUCUCACUCUGUGGAAUCGUCAUGAGGCAUGAUCGUGGAGGAAGGUAGCUCGGGGAAUCUCAGAUCACUCUGGGAAUCUCAGAUCACUCUGGGGAAACGUCAUGAGUCGUUUGCCUGCCGGAAGGCAGUUGGGGGUAAUCUCAUCUCACUCUGUGGAAGCAUUGUGGGCAGGCGUAAAUCCAUAUCAAAGUGCAAAUCGAACCGAUACAUGUC